GAGAAAAACCCCAAUAUGGGGCAAAAAGAGAAGUUAAAGACUGAGCUGCUCUGCAGAUCAGGGCAUUUCAAAGUGAACAGCCAAUUUGACAAGAAGCAAAAGCCUCAGAACAGAGUUCCAUAUAGUCUUUCUGGUUAUUUUGUUUUGCAAACUGUUCAGGCUCUUCUUACUGUCCUCUCCCACCUACUCUCUCUUCCCUAUUUACUUUAUAGAUGUCAUUGAAGUAGGUAACCUGAUCCAACCCCGAAGGAUUUAGGGGAGGAAGGGAAACCUACUUGAGUAUCCCUGAUAGAAACAGGAAAUGAAGACAUCGCUUGCCAUGCUUGGUAUUGGGAAGUUGUCUUGGGUCCUCUUUCUAAUCCUACAUCUAGGCAUUUGGAGUAUCAGUGGGGAAGAGUCAUGUGACAUACAACUUUACAUUAAGAGAUAUUCUGUAUGUGCUGUGUCAGCAGGGGGUCCAUUUGAACUGGAAUCUGUGAAAUACUGUGCUAACAGACUUGCUGGGGCCUGGUGCAAGCUCGAAGGAAACAGCUGUUUACAUCUUGGGGACAGACUUCAGGGAUACAUGGGUUGAGAAGAAAGGAAGACUAUUUCUAUUUUUAUUUUGCAUUUUAAUCAGGUGCUUGCUAGUGAAAAUGGGUCAUACCGCUGUUCAGUGAACUCUUUGUCUGGAUUCAUUGAAAGCCACUCAGUUACCAUUAAUGUGACAAGUGAGUUUCAGGUACCAAGACUACCUAAUGUUUUUCAUAUCAUAUUUCAAGAAAAGGGCUCAGAUUAUCAAGUGAUUAUGUUAGACAUUGAACUCAGAGUGCAGAAGAGGGAAUCAAAGCAGACAGAGGAAGAAUGGACUCAAAAUAAUUCAGAACACCUUACAAACACAAGGAAUGCCUCAGGACCACCUUCCCAGGAAGAGAUGGCAGACAGACAACGGGUCCUUUAUAGUUUGCUUCCUUUGAGAAGUUUGCCUCUACUCAUUACCUGUUUCUUCCCAUUCUGCUGCCUUCGAAGCACCGAGAAUUCACUGGAUGUCACUAGUGAACACUUAAACACGGGGAACAAGAAAAGCCUUCUGACACAACAGGAAGGGAAAUUAACCUGGUAUGUUGAGGUUCCCCAGCCCUUUAGGAGUGAGGAAACUGAAGUUGGCACCAGGCAAAAUUCCCAAACACUGCUAUCAGAAACUGAAAUUUAUGAUAAUAACCCCGGGAUCAGGGUCCAGAACAGGCAAAAUUCCCAAACACUGCUAUCAGAAACUGAAAUUUAUGAUAAUAACCCCGGGAUCAGGGUCCAGAAAGAGUCUGGGGUUUAUUUUAACGCUUGUCUGAAAGAAAACAAAGAGGACAUGAUUAUGGGAAUGAACCCAAGACAGGCAGGAAGUCUACACGAAACACCUACAGAAAAUGCAGCCAUAUGCAUAAGGAGAUAAGUCUGGCCCUGAUCUCCCACUGUGAUUAUUAAAUGAUCUGCCAGUCAACAGCAUUAUCUGAAACAAACAGGAGGUCAAAUACUAUUUCCUGACCUGAGAAGUUUCAUUUUAAGGAGGUUCAUGUUGAUGCUUGAGUCUUACGGGACCAUUGGCCAAAUGACUAAAAUUUCUCCCAGAAACUUCUUUGGGAGCUUUUUAUACUACAGCCUUGGACAACAAAAAUCCUCUGUCCUAAACUGAAUGAUAUGAAUAGCAGGGCAGCAGAAUAUUUAAAAUCAGCCACAUUUUAUCUGGUAUACAAACUCAGUAUUUUCUUUGGGGCUAUCAGAGAGACAUGUAGGGGAGAGAGGUUUGUAUUGUCUGGAUCAGUUUACUAUACAUUCUUGAAAAAGAACGUCCCAGUUUGACUAACUAUCUGCACAUUCAGGAAUGAUAGUGUUUAUUCCCAGUCAAUCUCCCAUAAUCAGAAAUUUUCCUUCAUCAAUCUAAUAUUGGAGUUUUUUAAAUGUAAAGGAGAAAUCAUUUUAGACUUGAUGAUAUAAGAAAAGAAUGGAAAGAAUGAACAUACAAAAAAGAUAUGGAAUAUAUCUAUAGAGUAGAUGUUCCCCACGCCUGACAAAUGAAUGCUUGUAUCUACCCUGUUAGAUUGCUAAGCAAACAGAAAUAGUAGUAGAGCAAUUAAUACAUGGUGCAUUUUUAAACACAGUGGUGACUCAGUGUUGGGGUAACAUAGACUAAUAUGUAUGAAUGUGACAUAAUGCUGCUGAAUUAACAUAUUUGUGGAUGUCUAACAAGUGUAAAAAAUCAGUGAUAACAGGUAUAGGCAAGCAAGUGCAGAGUAAUGGUUUAAGCGGCCGCAUUAUUGACCUGAUAGCAAAAUAAAAGUGCAAUUAAUGGAACGGAGAUGAGUCAGGGUAUUUAGUUGAGUCAACACAUUUUCAUUCACCACAUCUGUAUCUUGCUGUUCCUCUUACUAAAGAAUAGGGACAAUCAUGCAAUAGUGAAGGAGUGCAGUUUGAUAACCAUUUAUUUUUAAAUGAUGAGGUUAUAGCUACUUAAGAGCAAGAAGAGAUAGUUUCAGAUUAUCUGCAUUUCCAGAGUGCCUGAGUCUAAUUACUUCAAAAAUAGCCCAUAGCAUUGUUCAACAGCUUGAGGAUAUUAGGAUUCUCAGGUUCUCCUACUAAACAGUGCAAUAGACCUCUUACAAAGUGAAUAGCAAAUGCUGGGAUCCACUUGAGCGAAUACGUCAGCUGCUGCACAAAUGAAUGUGGGGUAUGUGUGUGUGAGAGAGAGGGUGGGGGGUAUUGAGUUAGUAUACAGAAAGAAGGGUAGCGACUUACAGAAAUGGUAAAAAGAGAAACGGAAAAACCCUGACAUUCCAUUUCGGUUUGCUGAAGAAUCUCAAAAUUCUAGAGUAAAUGAGUCAUUAAAGAAAAUGUAUGAAAAUAAUGUAUUAAGUAAGUUAUGGGGCUGGGAGUAUGACACCCGAUAAAAGUUUUUGUCCUCAAAAGACAAAGCUGAGCUUUGGUGGCAGAGUUUUUCUUAUGUAACACUGGCAUGUAAGACUUUCGCCCCGUUGGAUUGGGGUUGCGGGGGGAGCUGUUUUGGAGUCACUGUCAUCUAGCCAGUAUGGUAUCAUUACACCUCGAAUUUUGAGCAAUCAAUUCUAGGAAGACUUUUUCAGCCAAGAUGCAUUUUGGGCAACUAACAUACAAAAGAUGUAUUAAAAUAGCUGCUGUGGUAUUCUUAAAAAUAGAAACGGGGGAGGACACAUUUAGCUGUUCUUAACAGAACACACAAAGCUAAACAAUACCGUCAUGAUUCUUUUGAAUUUGAACAACACAACAUUUCUGUCUAUUGUUGAGAAUAUUCAUAGCAUGUCCUACUGUAAAGGUAAUGUUGAUAAUGAUUUCACCUCUGUAAAUAAUUUAUAUUUGUACCAUGCUGCCAAAACCAUAAAUUAUGUUUUCAUUCCUUCUUAAUAAAAGGCAUCAGAGUUCUAUAUGUACAUCCCAAACCUAUUUUAGUGUUAUCUACAUGACUUAUUUCAUUAAUAAAAUAUAAGAAAAAAAUAUGUAGAUAAUUUAAUGAUUUUCCAUGAUUCUGAAGCCUGUUGUCAUCUACUCCCUUGCUAUUCAAAAGAUAGUCCCCAAAUUAGUAGGAUAGACAUCCCCUGGGAGUCAUCAGAAACAUAGAACCUCAGGCUUAAGAAUCUGUAUUUGCACAAUUUCACUCAGGUGAUUCGUGAAGCUUGCGAUCCACUUAGCCGUUAUGAACUCACAUCUCCCCACCAGGAGUCAGGUGUGGCAGGAAGCCAGUUCACAUUAAUGACAGACUCAUUUGGAAGGUUCUACAUUUAUCAGUUAUCAGUUCUGGCUCAUUAGCAGAAGGAAGGGAUUAGGACUAGGUAAGGUUCUGAAACUACAUUGGAGAAGAUCGUAUACAUGCUGAUGUCGAUGACAAAUCAUAAAAUGGCCAUUUAAGGUAAGUAUGUGUAAUAGGAGGGUCCCAAAGUGGGCAGGUUAAAAUCAGGAGGUCAGUAAUCCAAAUAACAGUGACCAGAGAUGAGGCAUGAGUAUAGGACACAAAGGGCAUGCAGGUAGAAUAAUUAUGAUAAGUGACUUUUAUUAGCAUUUUAAUUAUAUAUCCCUGGAGAGAUACAUUAUAAGAACAAAUCUGUAUUUGGUAUUUUUCAUAAAUAUAUUAAUAUUGUUAUUUUAAAAAUAAUAUGUAUAUGGUAUAAGAUAAACAUGUAACUAUGUUAAUAUACUUAGAAAUAAAGCUUUCCCGCACAGCAAAAUUUAACACAGGUACAAAAUUAAAGAUGUUAAGAAUUCUGAAAUUCAAGCUGCAAAUUGAAAGUAUUGCUUUUUCUAUUAAAAACUAUUUCUAAAUCUGACCACUGACGCAAAACAAAUUAAAAGAAUCAAAAUUAUCAGAAUUCAUAGACUAACUAUAAGCCUGAUAACACCUAGAAAUCAACUGGAAAUGUGUUUUUAAAAGUAAAGGCGAAGUGUUAUAAAAUAUGUAAAAAAAACUUUAUGUAUACAUUGCAGGAAUCAUGGAGAUUAAAUACUAGUUUCUGAAAUUCUAAAAGGAUCAAGUAGAUUACACAAGUGAGUGGAACAUACCAGAUGGAUAACUGUAACAAACUGAUUAACACUCACUUUGUCUCAAUUAGACGUCUGAUAGCUCUAGGAGAUUACUGACAUUGCUUUCCACCAUUUUGCAUAGGGACAAUUCCUAUUCAUUUAAUAAUUUAAUUCUCACUUUCUU
Vicugna pacos (alpaca) is the source of this 4702-nucleotide messenger RNA. Lineage: Eukaryota; Metazoa; Chordata; Mammalia; Artiodactyla; Camelidae. The record is from RefSeq and is a predicted model, not a curated record.